AUAUAUAUAGAGUAAGUUGAAAAUAAUAAUAAAAUAAAUAAAUAUUAAUAGUAAGGCGAAUAAAUUGCAAAAAAUGAAGGGUGUGAAGGAGACCGCCGGCAACAUCGGCGCUUCGGCGGUGGCUGGAAUGGAGAAAACCAAAGCCGUCGUUCAAGAAAAGGUCGAGAGGAUGACGGCACACGAUCCAAUCGAAAAGGACAUGGCAACACAGAAGAAAGAAGAACGGAUCAGGCAAGCGGAGGAGAAGAAGCAAGUGAAAAUGGCCCAUGAUUCAAUCACGUCGUCGGGCAACCACCCGCACUCAUAUUCGAACACUACGGGUCCCACAACGGGCCAUUCGACCGGGCUUCACCAAAUGUCGGCCAUGCCUGGGCACGGCACCGGAGCUCCCACGGGACCGGUGACGGAGGGGGUGGUGGAGUCUCACCCGAUCGGAACUACGGACGUUCCCGGGCCUACGACCACCACCGCCGCCUCCCAUGUAGAGGAGCCUGGCGGCGCUGGUGCUAUCAAGGGCGGCUGUGGCUACGGAACUGGCGGCGCUCAUAACUAAUCGAUUAUGAGAUUAGUUUAUUUAUAAAUUUGUUUUUUAAAUUGGAUUUUGUGCGUUCCUAUAUAUAAUACUCCUAAGGUAUACUACGUAAUAAUGUAUGAAUGUUAACCCCUCGUGGUUUUCUCAAGUGGGUUUUUACUUUUUACUAUAUACUCCCUCCGUCCCAAAAAGUCCGACACGUUUCGAAAAAAUUGCGUCCCGUAAAAUUCGUUACAUUUCUAUUAAAAAAUCACUUUUAACCCU
Cuscuta campestris is the source of this 796-nucleotide messenger RNA. The record is from the annotation of a GenBank genome assembly. NCBI's taxonomy places the organism in Eukaryota, Viridiplantae, Streptophyta, Magnoliopsida, Solanales, Convolvulaceae.